Colletotrichum phormii is the source of this 330-nucleotide messenger RNA. RefSeq lists its product as uncharacterized. The transcript has a single exon. NCBI's taxonomy places the organism in Eukaryota, Fungi, Ascomycota, Sordariomycetes, Glomerellales, Glomerellaceae. The coding region runs from base 1 to 330 and encodes 109 amino acids. The record is from RefSeq and is a predicted model, not a curated record.
AUGCCUCAGGAGAUAUCGCAGGGUAUCCGGCUGUCGGGACCUCAAAUUGGGGAGGUACCUCAAGAACAGUCACCUUACGAAGAGACACCCUACAAUGACACGCCACACAAAAACUCGCCGGAAGAACCGUCGCCUUACGAGCAGCCAGACGGAAAACCAUCGUACGGACAGCCUUCAUAUGAGAAGCCUUCUCUCGAAUCGCCAUCAUACGGACGAGACCCGGCCAUCUCAAUCAUGGAAUGGGAAGUCGGCAGCCCUGCCCUGUACGCGGCGCGCUCCGUCAACGACCCAGAUACAUGUCCGAAAGGAACAAGUACGCAUCCCGGCUAG